AUGGAAGAAAAAGAGUCUUUGUGUCUCGAAAAGAUCGCGAAAACUUAUAAAGAAGUUGAGCGGCAGCUUAAUCUUUGGAAGGAAACGGAUCGCCACUCAACUGAACAGAUAAAGUCACUGAGAAGUCCCCUAGAACAGCUUCACUCGUGCGAGAAAGCUAACUUCAACGACUCCCCACUUAAUAACUAUGAACGAUUGAAGCAAAAACUUCAGUUCAAGCUGCUUAAACAAACAGAGUGUAUUAUGGCAAAAUUACAGCAGGAUCUGUAAGCACAUUCCUCCUUUUAUUCUGUUCUUGUUUGGCGAUCACAUUAAAAGGUGCCAUAAAUUAUUUGUUGACAAGACAAUAAGCUUAUUAUCUUAUCUCGUGCAAAAUUUGCACGCAGACGGUUUUAGUUCCCAGCCAGAGAGAAACUUUUCUGUUCUUGGCAACCAAGAUGAUGUCAGAAGAUUUUGUAGCUUAGUUUUAGCUCAUUAUUAGUUCACUUAGGAAAAAAAACCCUUUCUGGAAAACUUGUACAGUGGCACCUCUGGAGGAUACUUUGGGGUUUGGUGACAACCAGAGGUACAGAUGGGGUCAUAAUUUCAAUUCAAUCCCCCAAGAAUUCCUCUGACUUGAAGCAAGCGUACUAGCUAAACUUUUCUUAGAAACUUAAUACCAAAACUCUCAAAAUGUCCUUUGAAACUAUAAUGCAAUAUUUCAUCUAUAGAUUUUUUUUAGGGAAAUGUACAAGAGUAUUUCAAUGAAGUUAUCAUCACUCUGGUCCAGUACUUUGCAAGUUUACAGCCUCCAUUCAAGUAUGUAGUAAAUCACUGAAAAAUUACAACACAGAUGUCACUGAAGGCUGUAAUCUAUGAAAAAUUCAAGGGAGCCCAGUGCUCUGAACCUGUGAAAUCCAGGAUGCCCAGCAUAUGAUUCCUUUGAAAAAAGGCUAAGAUUUUGUAGAUGCUUGGGAGAAAAAGUUAGGCAUCAAGGGCCACCGGGUGCUGCUAAAGCACAGCCUAGUCAUUCCAAGAGCAAUGACAACCUCGUUACAACUAAUAUGAACUUGAAUUGUUCAAGCUUUUAAUACCAAAAUGGAGGUGGCUAGCUAGGGAAAGGUACAAGCUCUUAUGAGAAAUUUCUUAAAGCAACCACCUGGUGACAUGACAUGCCGCCACAAAUAGAAUUGGUGAUUUCACUUAUAACCUGAGUAAACAGCCAGAAUUUUGCAAUGCCACUACAGGUUCCACACAAAAUUACAUCUGUGGAACAACUGCAGAAUUGUAGUUGAGUAGUGCUUCUGAUUGGUUGUCCUCUGAGGAAACUUUGUUUCAACCAAUCCAAAGCACUACCCAAACCUGGGUAGUGACAUGUCAUCAGUAUGGAAUUUCUGCAGUCCUUCCUCAGAUGUCAUUUCUCAGGGAAAACAGUGGUGGAGUCGUGAAAAAUCUUUAAAAGUACAUAAUUAAAAAAAUUGAGAACUGACAGAUUUUUUUGUGUUUCAGGUGCUCUGCCCAUGAGUGUAGUAUGUGAAGGAAGUCCCACUCAGCCAUCGAUAGCUGACCUUCUGGAGUGGCUUAGUGAUCUUGAAAGAAUCCACAAUGAGUUGUAUCCAAAAAAAAAUUAAUUAUUUCCUCCCUAAAAACUAGCUUCCAAAAGUAAAGUACUUGUAGACAACUGGCCUCAGAUGUUCAAAUUCAAGUGGAUUCUACCCACUGGAUAACAUAAUUGGUUUUUCUAAGUAAUUAUCUCCUGGAUGGUGCUUUAUACAGUAGGAAGCACUAUCCAGCAUUUGAACAACUGGGGCCAGGUACUACUAGCCAGUUGUUGUCCAAAAGUGGAUAGCACUAUCCACCAAAUAUAGAAUUACUAUCCACUGAAUAACGCUAUUAGUUUUCCUAAUUUGUGUUUUACUUAUCCACUAGACAGGGAUUUAUCUUGCCCAGUUGUUCAAAGGGUGGAUAAGGUUAUCCACUGGAUAAAUCUCUAUCCAAUGGAUAGCGCAUGGCAAUUGGUUUUCCUGUGAUACAUGUACACUUAUCCACUGGAUAGUGAUUUAUCUGGUCUGGGCCAGGUUGCUCAAAGCUGGGUUAAGAUAACCUUAGGUCAGUGCAAAAUUUGAAUUCUAUAAUAGAGGUUUAAGUUCAUUUUCCAUAAUUUGGUGAUUGGAUGCUCCAAAAAGAAAACCGAAAAUUAUCAGAGAAAAUGCUUUUGAACAAAACAAUAAGAAACCUGAGUUAAAAUUUAUCCCUGGGUUAGGGCUAUUCGGCCCUCAAACAACUGAGCCCUGGAGGGUAGUGCUAUCCUGGCCUGUUCUCAAACUCAUCAUGAAAAUGUACUGUUAAGUUUUAUUUGGGUAUGGAUAAACCAUCAAAUGUCUUGAAGGCUUGUAUUGAGUUUUGUCUGUUUACAAGAAUUAGUGUUGAACAUUUGAGUGUCAAAACAGCUGACAUUCAGUCAUUUCUAAUGUUCAUUUCAAAAACCUUAGCUGCUCCUUGUGCUUUGAAUCCACUUCUCUGUGACUGGAUAUCAGAUGAAAGACUCCCUCUCAUGUUUGCUAUAUAACAAUAAAUUAUUCAUUUUAAUACAAAGGUUAGGAAUGCUGAAAAUACCUUUCCUUUUUUUUAAGUUCCAGGCAGCUGAAGAACACCCGUUGUCAUUAGAUGCAGGGGGUCAAUAUGAUGUUUUCAGUGCUAAAUACAGCCUAAAAUCAGCAUUUCACCAUAUAUAUCGUUAUCUAGUGGAAAAGCAUUAUGAAAACCAAUUGUAUAUCUAGUGGAUAAAGAUUUAUCCAGAGUACAAUGUAUAGUGCUCUCCGUGCUCUCCACCUUUUGAACAACUGGGGCUACUAGACUAUUAAUUUGUUUUUGUUAAUUACAAGACUUCUCAGGGCUCGAAAAAGGCUUCAAUUCCAGCUUGUCCUUUGGGCGAGCAGCUGUCACCUUUUACUUCCCUGAGGCAACUUCUUGCUUGUCUUAGUUAAUGAUUUUGUCAGAGGAUGGCUAGCCUGAACCCUUGCCUAUUGAGUAAGUAAACUUUAAACGUUACUUGCCCAGCAAGAAAAUCUUCUUUCCUGGACUGCGGAAAGGGACUUAUUUUGAGCCCUGCUUCUUAUGGAUAACUGUAAUUGGAUGGGAUUUAAGAUCAAUUGUGCAAAAUGGGACCGUCACUGUCAUAAAAAGUAAUGGGACUUUUUUUGAGCCCUGCUUCUUAUGGAUUCUGCAAUUGAAUGGGAUUUAAGAUCAAUUGUGCAAAAUGGAGCCAUCACAUAAGAAGCCUGUUAAAACAACCUUUGAACAAGGUCCUUGACGCUCUUAUCCAGAUAUGAAGAGAAGACUGACAUACUUAGCAAGAUAACAUACACAACAGCAAUGGUUGAUGUACACAAGGCUGUCGCAGACUGGACCUCCACACAGGGCAGGCAUGCUCAUAAAAUAAGAGGUAAGGGAAAUACAGGAUGUAUAUCCAGAUGUGGGAAUUGGUUAAUGUGUAACAAUUUGAUUUAGAAGCUUUUGCUCAGCCACUCCCACCUAACCAACUGGAAAGCUUUCCUACCCUAAGUAGUAAAAAGCAGCUGCAUUACCGCAGUCAAGGCUCCUUUCACUAGAUUUUUAUAAUAAUUUUUUAAUUGAUUCACAAUAACAAAGCCUUCUUAAAAAUGUCACGCGACUUUCAGAUGGCCCAUUUGAGGUUCUCAUUUAGUCAGGACCAGCCAAAUAAAAGUGAGGCAAGAACUGGGGAUUCCACCCUCUCUUCCUUCCCAUCUCUUUUUUUUUUUGCCUUGUUCACUUUUCUUUUUGCUUGUCCCGACUGAAAGAAUGAAAAACCAAGUUUAUGUCAUUCUUUUCUGUUCUUAGUCAAACAAAUCUUUUAAUCGCCCAAUGUAAGGGAAUCUAAGACAGCCUUGAAUUCUGGAUUCCGGAUUCCAUGCACUGGAUUCUCUGUCAGUGGAACUUGAAUUGCAGAUUCCUUGAGAUGUAUACUGGAUUCCAACUUCCAGCAUUCCAGAUUUUACAAGAUUCCACACAAAAAAAUUUCCCGGAUUCCUUUACUUAGGGCGAUUUUAAACAAUUUUUAGGUCGUAGAAAUUUUACUUUUGGGUAUAGUUUAAGUUCAACAGUGCAUAUUUUUUCUUGUUUUGACUGCUUAGAUAUCAUGGAACAAGUGGCGGUAUUUCUGGCAAAUAGAACUUAAACAAGCUGGGUUUGGGCUGCUGCUGCUGCUGUACAUCAGCAGACUGUCAACCCCUUCAUGA
This is a messenger RNA of Porites evermanni, 4238 nucleotides long. NCBI's taxonomy places the organism in Eukaryota, Metazoa, Cnidaria, Anthozoa, Scleractinia, Poritidae. The record is from the annotation of a GenBank genome assembly.